Nematocida parisii ERTm1 is the source of this 1222-nucleotide messenger RNA. RefSeq lists its product as uncharacterized. Bases 1 to 798 code for a protein of 265 amino acids. NCBI's taxonomy places the organism in Eukaryota, Fungi, Microsporidia. The record is from RefSeq and is a predicted model, not a curated record. The transcript has a single exon.
AUGCAAGAAACUACAAACUGCAAUACACAUACAUUAACCAUCCAAGAAAUAUCACAAAUUACUGCUCCAAAGGCAAAAAAACAAGAAAAGGCUCCAUGGAACACUGUGUCUAGGUCAAUUGGCUGGUUUUUCUUUAGGCACAUGCCAUAUAUUCUACUUCUUACAAUGGGAUUCUUUAUUGUUGCACUAAACAUGUAUAAUCUUUUACAGAACCCAAAUAGAAAUUAUAUUCAUAAUGAUGAUCAUAUUAGGUUGUUUAAAAAAUGUAUAAUGGUAGGUCUAGGAAUAUGCUCUAAAUACUAUGCAACCAUAUUAUUAAUGAUGCUGAAAACCAGAAUCACCCAGCUUAAUACGUAUAAGAAAAUGAUCUUUGUUUUUAUUGCAAGGAUAUUUUUAUUUUUAGUCUUUAGUGCACCACUGUGCUAUCUUCUGUUUCUUUUUACAAAGGCACAUAAAACUGAGCAAAUCGCCGUGUAUAUGUUCUUUGCGCACAUUGGUGUAUUUUAUAUUAUUGUUACUGGGAUAGUUUCAAUUUCAAGUUAUGUUUAUGCAAAAUUUGCUGCUCCUACAACUAUAUCAACCACACACAAGAAAUACAUAGAAGAGCCUAGUAGUAACAGGGGGUUCCUUUUUUAUGUAACUAUAUGCGGCUUGUUUGUGCUAAUUUCUGCCAUAGUGCUUUUGCUACCAUGCUUAGACAUUGCAUUACACAGAAUAACGCCAAAUCCAGUUGUUUUGAUACCAAAGAAGAGUAUAUAUCAAGAAUGGUUUGAAUAUGCUGUAUCUUUUGUUAAAUAAGAUUACAGAGUUGUUAUGGCUUUGUAAUUUCAAUGCUUGGUGUAGCUUACUAAUAAUGGAUGAAAAUAAUUCAUGAAUAAAUUAUUCAGAAUUGUUGUAAUAGAUCACAUAGAAACAUUAUAGAGAGAGAUUCACACAUAAAUUAAAAAGUUGAAAAUAGUUCAAUAAUGUGCGGCGCCAUUUAUACACUAUAGGAAGUCAUGAUCUACAUGAAGCUCCAAAGAAGCCAGCAGAAAAUAGAAUAGUUCUAAAGUCUAAGCUAUAUAGUACUUUAAAAGGUUUUAUAUGACUGGAGGAAUCGAGUAUAUGAGAAUGAAUUCACAGGCAAACUAGAAAAUAUACAUGAAACAUUUAUAAUCAAGGUGUAUAGCUAACGCAUACAUAUGAUAACUGAUAAAAAUGUAUACUAAUCGCAAUAAAGGAG